This is a messenger RNA of Musa acuminata AAA Group (dessert banana), 1555 nucleotides long. RefSeq names its product transcription factor ILR3-like. Gene Ontology annotation, biological process: intracellular iron ion homeostasis; regulation of DNA-templated transcription. The record is from RefSeq and is a predicted model, not a curated record. Lineage: Eukaryota; Viridiplantae; Streptophyta; Magnoliopsida; Zingiberales; Musaceae. The transcript has 5 exons. Gene Ontology annotation, molecular function: DNA-binding transcription factor activity; protein dimerization activity. The coding region runs from base 746 to 1393 and encodes 215 amino acids.
UUCACCUCUUCCUUGGAAGCACCAGCAAUCCUUUGCGUCUCUUGAAAGCACGAUGUUGUUCUUCUUUGGGAGAGAUUGAGAUUGAGAUUGAGAUUGAGAUUGAGAGAGAGAGAGAGAGAGAGAGGGGACGAAGUUGACAGCCGGCUUUUGCAGAUCUUAAUCUACUUGGGUCUUCGCGCAUGCCUUCCUCCCGCAAGAUUCUCGUGCCCCAAGGCGCGUCUCUUCGCUGUGUCCGGCAGCCAAAUCCAUCCGCCUCCCUUCCGCAAGAUUCUCGUACCGUAACGCGUGUCUCUUCGUUGUCUCCGGCAGCCACUUGUCCAUUGCAGCAGAAUGAUGCUGCUGUCGUAGCUUCUCCAUCACUGGAUUCUAAGAUCCCAUCCACCAUAUCCGACGCCGAUCGAGCCGAAGUCACUGUAUCGCACUCCCAUAAAGGCUGCUCAUCGAGUGCGUCAUUCGGAUUUCUAGUAGUAAUCAAUCACGAUUGGUGAGUGGACUGCGGUCAACGUGGAACCAAAGAAAAAGGUGGUGCUUUUGGGGUCACUUCCUUUCGCCAAUGGCGACUCUGUUGUGGGCAGUGGCAGACGUCUCUAUCCGCCAUUGUGCGCUCGGCGCUAUCCGACCCCAUCGGCAUCGGCAUCACAUCAUUCGAUGCCCUUGCGGAUGUCUCGUUAAGGCAUCGCGUGGUUCUCUCUGGUGAUGUGGUCAUCUCUAGUUCUUUGUUCGUGCAGGGAGUUGUUUUGGGAAGAUGAUGAGCUCCAACGAAGACAACGGAGGAGGAUGGCUUAUGGAUUACGGGCUCCUGGACGACUUCCCGGCCGCCGACUACAUCUGGUCUCCUCAGUUCCUUCACGAUCCCGCUGCCUCGAGCGCGAUCCUUGGGCUUGAGGUCGAGGUUCUGCAGGACGAGGAGGAUGCUCCCCUGGAGAAACGAGCACGAGUGGAAUCAUCUGCUGCACCACGAACCAAGGCUUGCCGUGAGAAAUUGCGGAGAGACAGACUCAACGACAGGUUCAGAGAAUUGUGCUGUGUGUUGGAUCCCGGGAAGCCUCCCAAGGCAGACAAGCUUGCCGUUCUAAGAGACGCCACUCAUCUGCUAAUCCAAUUGCGUGUUGAAGCAAAGAAGCUGAAGGAGUCGAACGAGGCACUGCAAGAUGCGAUAAAGAAUCUAAAGGCGGAGAAAUCGGAACUGAGGGAUGAGAAGACGAGGCUGAGGUGUGAGAAGGAGCAGAUGGAGCAAAUGCUUAGAGGCAUCAGCUUCACAGGUCAAUCUGCUGCGGUGCCUGCAACGAACGACAAAAGCUUUGCGUAUAUGCCAAUUUGCAUGUGGCAAUGGGUACCUCCGGCAGCUUUGGACACUUCUCAGGAUCAUGUGCUACGCCCUCCUGUGGCGUAGUGCUCUAAGAGUUCUACGAGUUGAUUGCUCGGAACUCGGAAGGAAUCGAGCAUGUAAUCCCAUUCAAAGUCUGGGAUCACUUGAUGUUGUAGUGGGGAUUAAAGAUGUCGAACGAUUGCCGAAAUAGAGUACUAGCAUAAAAAUAAAACACCAGCUUCUACA